Molecule: messenger RNA, 818 nt
Organism: Lingula anatina
Lineage: Eukaryota; Metazoa; Brachiopoda; Lingulata; Lingulida; Lingulidae
Product: small nuclear ribonucleoprotein E
Biological process (GO): mRNA splicing, via spliceosome
Cellular component (GO): spliceosomal complex
Molecular function (GO): RNA binding
Source: RefSeq, a predicted model, not a curated record
UACUUCUCGCACGUGGAGCAUUCGUUGUCUACCGCCAUUUUUAUUUACAGUGUGAAAGGAGCUUUGUCUUCGCGAAGAUUAGCUCUUAAAUUUUUUGCUUCCUGUUUCUCAUAAGCAGGUUAGAAUAAUGGCGUACAAAGGAGGGAAAGUGCAGAAGGUUAUGGUGCAGCCAAUUAAUUUAAUUUUUAGGUACCUGCAAAACAGAUCACGCAUCCAGGUCUGGCUUUAUGAUCAGGUCAACUUGAGGAUAGAAGGCUGCAUUGUGGGAUUUGAUGAAUACAUGAAUCUAGUUCUGGAUGAAGGGGAAGAGGUUCACAUGAAGACAAAAAACAGAAAACCUUUAGGACGAAUAUUGUUAAAAGGAGACAACAUCACAUUGAUACAGUCCGUGCAGACAGUAGAAUGACCAAUGGCAUAGUGAACUGGGGAAAAAAAACUGACAUAAACUGCUGGCUGAUAGCUAGGUAUGAAAAGGAAGGUCCUUUCACAAGAAUGUGCAGGAGCAGUGAGACAGCACCUGUUUAAAAUAAACAUUCUCUCCUGCUAUUGCCCGAUAUGUCAGCAGUUGUUUUGCAGGGAAAUUCAUAUGGACGUAUGCUUAACUGUUAGGAUAAUUCGGAAUAUAUUCUCAUCAAGUGACAAUAUCAAGCAAAGUGUCUGAAACACAUCAUAAAAUUCAUCAAUGUUCAGAAGUCUGUUCUUUGCAAAUAUGGUAAAUGAUUAGCCAGGUAUAAAAACUGUAAAUAAUUUCUUUUUUAUACUGAGUGGCCUGUUUAGAUUAGGAGUGUAUUAUUUUAAUAAAAUAGAGAAGUUAACAA